AUGUCUUCCAAACGCCACUCCAUCCUCCCCGCCGUCUCAGCAGGCCCUAAACCACCAGUCCACUUCUCCUCCUCCAUCACCAUCGCCGAAUCGGCCCUCCUCACCGGUACAAACCUCAUCACCAUCUCUUCCGAGUCCGUCAUCCACCCCCGCGCCAAACUCGACUCCCUCGCCGGGCGCAUCACCAUUGGCCGUCGCUGUGUGGUUCACGAGCGCACCAUGAUCGGUGCCAUUGGAACAUCGGGCAAAGUAACCGAACAAGCCGUGACCCUCGGAGACUACGCGACCGUCGAAGUGGCCGCCUCCAUCGAAGCUGGUAAUACCAUCAUCGGGGAGGGAACCACAGUUGGAGUUGGCUCAAAAGUUGGGGCGGGCGCGGUAAUAGGAAAGCAUUGCACCCUAACCCCCCACACCGAAGUCCCAGCCGGCGAGGUCAUCCCCGAUUUCACAGUCAUCUAUUCCAACGGAAUGAGGAGGAUAGACAAGCGAGGGGUGGCAGACCUGAAGAACAAGGGGCAGGCGAGGCAGAUUGAUGUGCUGAGGAGGAUGAUACCCACUAAUCCGGCCAAGUUUGCCUGA
This is a messenger RNA of Podospora pseudopauciseta, 579 nucleotides long. RefSeq lists its product as uncharacterized. The record is from RefSeq and is a predicted model, not a curated record. Gene Ontology annotation, biological process: mitotic spindle organization. Gene Ontology annotation, cellular component: dynactin complex. Bases 1 to 579 code for a protein of 192 amino acids. NCBI's taxonomy places the organism in Eukaryota, Fungi, Ascomycota, Sordariomycetes, Sordariales, Podosporaceae. Gene Ontology annotation, molecular function: dynein complex binding. The transcript has 2 exons.